GUCGCAUGGGAUAUCGCCGUCGCAUGUCUCGCGAUCAGCGUGAAGUUCCACCGCGACGUCCUCUACCCGCUUGACGUCAUAUACGCACAUGAGUAUCUCGACCUCGCCCCUCACGCGCUCACGUUCGACGAUCUCGAAAAUGCACAGCGUGACGUGCUCGAGGCGCUCGCCUUCCGUGUCGGGAGCGCUACCCCAGGCGCGUUCAUGGCGGAGCUAUGGGACGCGCUUCCGACGCUCCGGCUGCUCGUCGCGUUCGACGGCGGGUGGGCGGAGACACAGGAGUCUGCGUGGACGAUCUUGUGCAAUGUGCUGCUUGACGCCGACAUGCUGCGGUACCCGAUCUCGCUGCUCACGGCGGCGGCGCUCAUCGAGGGUGUCCUUGAGGUCCUCGCACGGCGAUACAAGACA
Messenger RNA from Trametes versicolor FP-101664 SS1, 408 nucleotides. RefSeq lists its product as uncharacterized. The record is from RefSeq and is a predicted model, not a curated record. The transcript has 3 exons. Lineage: Eukaryota; Fungi; Basidiomycota; Agaricomycetes; Polyporales; Polyporaceae. The annotation marks the transcript as partial.